AUAAGAAAGAAAACAUCAAAUUACUUUGUUUUUUUAUAUAGUUUUAUCUAUAAUAUUUGAUGCAGGUUAUCGAUUUGUAUUGCUGCCCACAGAAUGUGAUGCCACUAUCAGCUGGAGUUUUUCGGAGUGAAAGAAGAAAUGCAAAGCCUCAGGUCCCUCCUAGACUGUGUGUUCAACACCUAACAACUGUGCGGUGUACCCGAGUACCUGACCACGCUCAGCCUGUGGAAGUGGCCCAUCUGGAGGAGAGAUAUGGCUGGAGAGCUUAUUACACUCAGAUCCAACAGAUCAUGACCCUAUGUACAGUAUACCUGAGGAGAUCAGGUCAGAGGUCACAUUGGAGAUGUCCAUGUCUCUUUCUCACCUGCAUGUCCAGUGACACACUUGAUGAUGAAGAUGAUGAUGUCAUCCACAUGGGACACGCCAUAAUGACCUUCUACUCUGCUUUCAUUGAUCUGUUGGGUCGUUGCACCCCUGAGAUGCAUGUAAGUGUUUCAGGAAACCUGCUGGGAAAGCUAGAUAAGAGCCUCGUAAUGUGUUUGAAGGAUUGAGUUGCAGAGCCCUUAUUGGGUUUAUCUUCUUUUUAAGGCACAGUCAGUUUUCAUUAAAGGUUUGAAAGGUUCUUCAAGGUUUGCUAAUGGGUCUCUCUGUUAUGUGUGUAAAUGGCCUGCAGCUCAUAGAAGCGGGGAAGGGUGAGGCCAUCCGGAUCAGGGCGAUCUUGCGGUCUCUCGUCCACAGAGAGGAUCUGGAGGGAAUCAUCAAUAUUCCUUUUAGUUUAUCAAUUGUAAUUAAUUGUGCGUAUGAAUGUGUGCAUAAAAUAUACAUUCAUGAUGCAAAAAUCAUUUGUUUGUUAUGUAUUUGAUUGUUAACUGAAAUCAGUGUAAAGAGAGAGUCUGAGCUCAGUAAAUUUAGUAAAUUUAGUUCAUGGCUGCUGGCAAAGAUAGUUAGUAGAGGUUUUAUGUCUAAAAGUGAUUCAUUGGUGGUUGAAAAUAUUUUGUGAUUGUUAUACUCAGAUGAUCUAGUGGUGGAGUCUGACAUGUCAUAUUUUGUCCGGAUCACAAAGCAGCCAUGGUGCUGUUUUUGGACCAGGUUUACGGAGUUCAGGACAUGCAGUUCUUACUACGUCUGCUGGAGAAUGGUUUCCUGCCGGACCUGCGAGCAGCUGUUAACAUGGAUUCUGUAAGAGGGACAGGCAUUAUAUGAAGGAAAAGUUCACCCUAAUUUGAAUAAUGUCAUUUCAAGCUGAUAUGACCUUUUUUUGACCUUUCCUCUGUGAAACACAAAAGGAAUUUUAGCUGAAUCUCUGUGGUGCUUUUUUCCAUAAUAAGUGGGGAUAAUGCAAAUAAGUGGGAAUGGAGCUAUUGAGCUCCAAAAUGUCAUAAAACAUCAUCAAAGCAAUUCAACUCAUGCACUAUAUUCCAAGUCUUUUGAAGUCAAAUUGUUUUGUGUGAGGAAUAAAUCUGAAAUUUAAGUCAUUUAUUUACUGAAAAUCUUGAGUUUGUGGACCCCCUAUUUAAGGAUUGAAUCCCGCAGUGGAAGCCAAAAUAAAGGUUAAGGGGGUCCUAAAGGCUUGAAGUUUUAAUUUGACAUAUUCCAACAGCUCUCUCUGUUCUACAUGUUUCAACAGCUCUGUCUGAAUGCAACAUAAAAAGAAAACAUAAUUUCAACCACCCCUAAAACAGGCCAUACUAUUGAUGUGUGGGUCCUCUGGUUGCAGAACUGAAGUCACAUUACCAAAAGCUUGGGAUUAAUAAAUAUAUUUUUUGAAAAAAGAAAUUAAUACUUUUAUUCAGCAAGGAAGCAUUAAAUUGAUCAAAAGUAACAGUAAACACUCCCCGGGCGCCGCAGCAUAAAUGGCUGUGUAUAUAUAUUCUCUCUUUGCAGACGGGGUUAGGUGGAACAGAUAUGGCAUUGGCCCCUUAGUUGAUACAUAUGUGUGGCUCUGCUGCCAUUGCUAAGUAAGUAUUCCUCUCUGCUCUACUUUCUUCCCACAGAAAACGGAAUCCCUCCAUGUUGCAAUCUCUGCUGCAUAAUCUUGUGUUUGACGUCCCUCAACUAUCAGAAAACUCCACAAUGCCACUCAAGCUGUUGACCAAUAAUUAUGAGUAGAGCAGGAAGUACUACUGUCAGAAUGAUGGAUGGGGUGGCUUUGGCUCUGCCACAGAGGAAGAACUUCAUCUGGCAAUAAGGCUGUUUUGGGUCUUACGAUGCAGACCUAUUCAAACUGGCCCUGGGUUGUCUCAGUGCAGUUGCUGGGGCCAUUCCUCCAGACCACCUUGACCCGAGCUGCACAGGAGGACGAGAGAGACACUCAGGAUUCAGAGAGACAGUUUUGUCCUCGACCCCUGGCCACCUCAAAGUGGGGGCAGUCACCCUCUGCUUGUUCCAUAUGAUGCUCUGAGUGUUAAAGACAAGAGUCGAGUCAGAGACAAAGCUCAAGAUGUUCUCCAGUUCUUCCACAUCAAUGGGUACUCAGUGAGGAGGAACAGAAAGGUGGCAGAUUUCCCAGCAAUUGCAAGCUGAUUCGCUUAAGGCCUGCUCCAGCAAGCCCCCUGUCUCACUGAGCAAGCCCAGGAGCUGUUACCAGACCUGGAGGUUGCUCAGGCUCGAGGGCAGAUUGACAGGGCUGAGAAAGUUCCCUGUGAGUGAUAAAUUCAUUUUUUAAUAAAGGUUGUAUUGCCACUAUUAGAGCAAUAAUUCAAAAAUCACAAUCUCUACUUCCUCUCCACUGCAAUGUGUUCACUUAGAGAUGGCUACCAGUCCACCAAUAAAGAAAAAGAGAUGGCCACAAGUGGAUGAAGUGCACUCCUGUUGCUACAGGAUCCUCAGCUGUUUAUACAUUCCUGGCACCUGCAGUGGUACAUUCAUUGAGGCAGAGGUCGGUCUUGGGGGAGUGUCUGUCUGCUUUAUCUGCAGCCUUUCCUAUGUGUUUCUUGGAGCUGACUGACCUUCAUUCCCUCUCCGACACUAUGAGUAAUGAAGAGGGUGAAGGUAAAGGCAAGAAAAGUUCGAUAGAACGCCAAAACGUGAACACACUCACGUUGCUGCAUGCUGUUUUUCCUGAUGGAUUUUGGUGUGGUCUUUUUAUCUGGGAGAGCCUGUAGGCUCCUCCCCACUUUGCAGGAGGCUUUCUCAGAGGUCGAAGAGCUUUCAGAGGCAGGACCAGCGGCCCAUCAUGCCCUUUUGACAAAGGUUACUGAAGUGACGCUUCCUCUGCUGUGUAGAUAUGUCUCACGAUGGGGGAGGUUGGUAACCAAGCAUCCCAGGAGGGCUAUUCUUCCUCUGUCACACCCCAGUAUGCAAAUGCCCUACUGGGUCACAUCCUCUCCAUCAUCCACGCCCACCUGGGUACUGCAGACAGUGCUUGGACGAAACGUCUCGCAGUAUUUGGCCAGCCUCACAUCAGCAAGCAGAACCACACUUCCUGAAGAGCCAUUUCCUUCAUUUGAUGGAAACGUUAAGGAAGAGGGCGGAGUCAGUGCUCCUGGAGGAGGAGCAUUUGAAGACAGAGGGGCGUAGCUAUGUCUCAGAGCAGGAGUUUGACAUCCAGGAAAGGUUUACUGUGUUGGUCCAAGAUAUCUAUGCAUUUUACCCUUUACUCAUUCCAUUUACAGAAUGAGUUGGGUGAGAGAAGUGGACACAGAUGCUGAGAAGCUUUUCUCCCUCGUAGCUGAAGUCUUCAUUUUUUGGGCUAAAUCUCAUAAUUUCAAAUGGGAAGAACAGAGCUUUGUCAACAACACGACAUUCCUGGAGAACAGCAGCAAAAGCAGGAUGGAUAAGGGAAGGGUGUGCAGCCAGGAGAGGAGAAAGGUGAAGAGGAAGGGUGAUUGUUACUCCACACACACCUCUCUCAUUGUGGCGGCCAUGAAUGGGUGUUACCAUGGAGAUCAGGGCCUGGUCAGUCAUCCCAAAAGCCAUUUCUCUCAGAGGGACACAGAAGAUGAGGUAAGAGCGUACAUUUGCAACAACCUGCAACAGGAUCAAUGUGAAAACUCAGCAGUUUCCCUCAGUGUUGAGAGGAUCUUAAACAUCGCUUGUGUUCUUUUCCAUCUGAAUCAGGCACUGAGUGGAGAAAAGGCUGAGGAUGCUGACACAGUUCUGUACAGUGGGUUCAUUAAUUAUGAUAAAGAGAUGGAAAAGCAGAGGCUGCUGUAUCAGCAGGCCCGACUUCAUGAACACGGAGCUGCUGAGAUGGUCUUGCAGAACCUCAGCACCAGCAAAGCAGCCACAUUAAAGCUGGGCAUUGCAAUCCUGAAUGGAGGAAACAUGUCUGUCCAGCAGAAAAUGCUGGAUUACCCGCGAAAGAAGAGAGAUGUGGACUUCUUUCACAGUCUGGUCGGCCUAAUCGUGCUGGAUUUGAAUGCAUUUGAGAGGCAGAUCAAAGCAGAGAGUUUAGGAGUGGACUUCCAGAACUACCUGCGGACUCAAACUGGAAACAACACAACAGUCAGCAUUAUCAUCUCUACUGUGGACUAUCUGCUCAGGCUCCAGGAGUCCAUCAGCGAUUUCUACUGGUAUUAUUCAGGGAAGGAUGUGAUUGAUGAGCGUGGUCAGUACAACUUCUCCAAAAGCCAUCAACGUGGCCAACCGAGCUGCAAAACCGAGCACACAUGCCGCUCUCAGGCUAAAUGGCAGCGUCUGCCAAGCAGCAGGUACUAUGGUUCCUGGUGUGGGGUUGGAGAGACGUCUGUGGAUAACCUGGCAGAAUCCCGGGAAGAAAGAAGGCUUAACUCGGGCUGCUCCAUGUUUCGCCUUCUGACCUUUUCGGUAUUUCCGGAUCGGUCUUCUGUUGUAAUAAUCAGGGGCCCCCCUAAUUCUCCAGACCCAUUUUCUGGCUUCCCACCUGAUCGAAGGAAGGAGGAAAACCUCACGCAUAUUUCUGCGGGGCCCCCUCCCUUUGACACUCAGUGCCAUUGCACAGCACUGCAGUUCCCUAUGUCCGCAUGUUCCACCCUGAAUCUCCGUGGCCGCUUAGUUGACUAUCGCAUGCUCAGGGAAAGUGAAGAGGGCUAUUUCACAAAUGGCGGCGGACGAAGAGAGUCCGGGGGCAAUGGUAUAUUUACCUUUCUGAUACAAGGUAGUACUCUGCUGGGUUUUUCCCCAGAUUCUGGCCUGCACUCCCUUCAGCAUGGAAAUGUAGUGAAUGGGACCAUUGGCAAACAAAUGGUAGAUAUGCUAGUAGAAUCAUCCAGCAAUGUGAAGAUGAUCCUCAAGUUCUUUGAUAUGUUCCUCAAACUCAAAGACCUCACAUCAUCUGAAGCUUUUCGUGACUAUGACCCAGAUGGCAGAGGACUCAUUACCAAGAAGGACUUCCACCCAGAAGGUUUCAAGUGCUACACUCAAUCAGAGACUGAGUUCCUGUUAUCCUGUGCAGAGACAGCAGAAAGCGAGCUUCUGGAUUACCCAAACUUUGUGAUGCUGUUUCAUGAGCUGGCCAAAGAUAUUGGCUUUAACAUGGCUGUUCUUCUGACCAAUCUGUCUGAGCACAUGCCCAGUGAUCCCCGCUUGCAGAAUUUCCAAGAGCUGGCAGAUAGCAUGAUUAAGUAUUUCCAUCCUCACCUGGGAAGGGUCGAAAUAAUGGGCAGCAGGAAACGGUUUGAAAGGGACUACGCUGAGAUCAGCGAAUCCAGCUGCACACAGUGGGAGAAGCCACAGAACUGUUUUGCAAGAAAUUUCUACAACAUGAGAUUGUUGGCUCUGUUCCUUAAUUUUGCCAUCAAUUGUAUUCUUCUGUUUUACAAGGUGAGUAUUGAUUUCCCUGCUAAAAUAUCAGCUUUAAUGUUGCUGGUCAGGCUGGUCUGUUUUUUCACAGGAAACAUGAAAAUGAUUCUUCACAGCCUGGCUGUCCUGCAAACACUCAUCUCACUCUGCUGUAUCAUCGGCUACUGUUUGAAGGUGAUGGCAAAAUAUGGAGAGCUGUAUGGAUCGGCACGUGUCAAUGAGCUGCUGGGUUUUGAUAAAGCUGCUCUGGACUUCAGCUCAGAGGCUCAGGAGAGCAAGAGAUCUGUGCAAAAGGUUGCCCUCUUUAGAUUAAACACCUUUGAUGUGAAGUACCAGAUAUGGAAGCUGGGAGUGUUUUUCACCGACAAUUUCUUCUUUACCUGACAUGGUAUGUUUGUGUCACUCCUGGGUCAUUAUAACAAUUUCUUCUUUGCUGCCCACCUGCUAGACAUCACCAUGGGCUUCAAAACACUGCGCACCAUACUGUCAUCUGUUACACAUAAUGGCAAAGAGCUGGUUUUGACAGUGGGGUUGUUGGCCAUGGUUCUGUAUCUCUACACUGUGGUUGCCUUUAACUUCAAAUUUUACAAUAAAAGUGAAGACGCCGAACCAGUGGACAUGAAAUGUGACGAUAUGCUCACAGUGAGUAUCCCUCUUUUAUCUUUUACCAUUAACUUAAAGGGAUACUCC
Messenger RNA from Cyprinus carpio (common carp), 6411 nucleotides. Its product is annotated as ryanodine receptor 2-like. Gene Ontology annotation, molecular function: ryanodine-sensitive calcium-release channel activity. NCBI's taxonomy places the organism in Eukaryota, Metazoa, Chordata, Actinopteri, Cypriniformes, Cyprinidae. Gene Ontology annotation, biological process: intracellular calcium ion homeostasis; calcium ion transport; transmembrane transport. Gene Ontology annotation, cellular component: sarcolemma; calcium channel complex; sarcoplasmic reticulum membrane. The record is from RefSeq and is a predicted model, not a curated record.